Messenger RNA from Amphibalanus amphitrite, 2720 nucleotides. RefSeq lists its product as uncharacterized. The transcript is spliced from 8 exons. The record is from RefSeq and is a predicted model, not a curated record. NCBI's taxonomy places the organism in Eukaryota, Metazoa, Arthropoda, Thecostraca, Balanomorpha, Balanidae. Bases 589 to 1512 code for a protein of 307 amino acids.
AGUCGGUCCGUGGUGGACGAGGGGGACGCGUCGCAGGAGCUCACUCCGUGGUCGCUGCGCGCCGGAGGACCCCGGCGGGAGUAGCGCGUGUGCAGUGAGGACUGAGACGCAGUGGAACAUACGGGACAAGAGUGCGUAGUGAGGGUCGUGCAUUCAGAUUGCGGAAGUGACUGAAUGCUUGAGGGAAAACAAGCGAGGAACAACUUCCCUGUGUUCUGAAUGCUCUAUCGUCUUGAUAUGCGCUAAGUGGCAGCCUGAUAAUGCACUUUCCAAACUAGUCACAUUAUGUUGCAACGCUGAAAUUCAGGCUUAAUUGCCAAGUCAUAAAGAUCAAGUUUCGCUACUGAUACCAAAUUUAUUUAACGGUGCUAUUGUUAUUACAAGAUCAUCUCUUCUGUGGGCCAGACAUUGUCAGACGCUGCAAAGUAGACCAGACUUUGUCAGUCUACCUCAGAUUUCCGUAUUGCACUGCGUGCUCCACGACCCUCUGGCCGCGGGCGCCCACGGCGGUCCUUGAUGCGGCGUGCCGUCUGUCUGGUGGUCUGCCCCCGCGUCUGGUGACCGGGCUGGGUCUCUGGCGGUGUCGCCAUGGCAGUCCUGCGGAGACGCUGCACCUGGCCACAGCUGGCUCUGCUGGCCGUCCGAGUCAUAUCCUUAGUGGGCGGCAGCGAGCACCCGUCACUGCUCGACCCGCCGAUUGUGGUGCGAAACGGCACCAACGCGUCGGUGGUGCUCGACUGCGCCUACACACUUCCGCCCGACGACACGCUACUGCACGUCAAGUGGUUUCACAUCCGCAGUGCCUACACCCUCGUCUUCCAGUGGAUCUACGGCCAGCGACCGCAGGCGCUGGGUCCUCUCCGUCACAGGGUUAACCUCAGUUUCACGGCCUCGGAGACGGCCAACGAGCGGUACCGGGCGAUGCAGAUCCUCCGGCCGACCGUGGAGCUGAGUGGUCGCUACAUGUGCAAGGUGACGUCCACUCGGCAUGACUUCACGCGCCACAAGCGACUGGUGGUCUACACCUCGCCGCGUGAGAUGUCGAUAUCGGAGGUCCAGCCGGGUGACAAUCUGGUCAACAUCACUUGCCACGUGUCGGGCAUGUAUCCGGAGCCUCGCGUGGAGCUGUACCGUGGCGCCAACAGCAGGACCAUGGUUCCGAUCGAGGGUCUCAACAAGUACGUCUCGUGGCGUGACGGUCUAUAUGACGUCACGGCCUUCUGGGUGACGCGUCACGAGCUGUUACAAGACCACACCCUUUUCGAGUGCAUCAUGCGAAUAUCAGAUACUAACUAUAUGGAGCGAAGAGAGAUCUCCUACUCGUCAGAGUACGCACUGUCUCCGGACCCACCUACAAUCGUGAUCUCGGGACCGUCCAUCGCCAGAGGUGGACUGCGUGCGUCUAACGCUGGUUGCCAGCGUUCAGCCCUGCUGGCCUUGUUGGCUCUCUGUCUUUGCAUAGUCCCACUCGCCAAUCAACGACUCCGGGCGGACCUGCACCGGUACCACUGAUGACGUCACUGAUGACCGCCAGUACCCCUGACUACGUCACUGGUGUACGCUGCUGGCUCACUGCAUACCGCCGGCUACCGAAACCUCCGGCACCUAGCGAUAGCGCUCGAGUCAGAUGAGCGCUAUCGUUAUACCGAUGGUGAAAACCACCAGUAAGUGCUACCUGUUGUGGCGCUUACGAGCGACAAGGACUCGGCUUACGACGUCAACAGUCACGGCGCUGGCUAAUGCCAACUAAUGACGUCAACCUAACGCAAGGUUUCACCCUAUCAUGACAAUCCCUCGGGAGUUCACUAAGUGUGUAAAGUGCUGAACAAGAUGGCGGAAAGAUCGAUACAGCUUCAUGUCAGAACAAUCGUAAUCGCUGUGUGACAGUGCGACAAGAUACUUUGGGGAUCUGCUCUGUGGUCCGCAGCGAUAAUUGCGAGACAUGCGAGCCAUCCGAGCGAGUCGACAGCCGCCGAGGUCACCUGUCGUCGCGAUGUGCCGCCGAGAGAGCGUGAACCGAUACGGGCGAAACGCAUGAGCGGUUCGCAAGACGGUAAGUUGGUCUGUCAACUUUAAUUAGUUGGCCAGAGUGUUUAAUGUCAUUUGUUAACUGGGGCAGAUUGCAAUGAAUUGCCAACGAUGGUUGCUGGUCGCUGGUGAAUUUCAAGACGGUGAACUUACGCAACGAACACGUUUGCGCAUAUUAUGUGCACGUCUCCACAUUAUGAACAUUGAAGUUGCGGGAGCUGCAAAUGAGAUGCGGAACGUGGGCCCAUCCUGCUUAUUUCCAUGUGAUUGCAUGACAUGAGCCAGCUCUAUGUGCAAAUGCAGUGGCAUUUAGGAAAACUUUGGCGAACACUGCACUCAUGGCGCAUAUGCCUUGCUGUACUUAUGUGUAAUUUGUAAUGUGUAUGUAUGGUAUAUGGAUUAUGAGAAGACUUUACCUUUUUGUGCUGGUGUAUGCGACAUAUGGGUGUUUUCUACGCAUCUCUACAUAUCGAAUUGCGUAAUUUGCUUAUUUAAUGUGGUCAUUGAUCGAUUGCGCUUUAAGUUUAUCUAAGUGACUGCCUGGUUUCCUUUAUAGGUGACCCAACAGCCGUUGUAAGUAACUUCAUCAUUGUUCGGUACUGUCUACUGACUCGAGAAGUGUAAACUGGAUGCAUGGACCUAAUUAUCAUUAUUAUAAUACAAAAAAUCAGCGCAUCGAAGCUUGUUUGAUA